Molecule: messenger RNA, 3080 nt
Organism: Leptomonas pyrrhocoris
Lineage: Eukaryota; Euglenozoa; Kinetoplastea; Trypanosomatida; Trypanosomatidae
Exons: 1
Coding region: 393-3080 (895 amino acids)
Source: RefSeq, a predicted model, not a curated record
GUGUGUUGUCGCAUCAGUGCAAGCGCUGCAGUGUGAUGUCGUUUGGUUAGUUCUUAUUUCAUGUAUUUUUCUAGUGUAGUGUUUCGUCAACUCUUUUAUUAACUUUUUUUUGUUUUUACGUCUGCUGAGCUUUUGGGGUGUGUCUGUGUGUUUGAGCAGGCUGUUGUCAGUCGUCGUCGUUUGUCUUGCUUCGUUGAUCUACGCCGCUAGCCCUUCUAUUUAUUAUUUUUAUUUUUUCCCCUUACCUAUCUGUGUGUGAAAACAAAGCCGUUUCACACAGGCAGCACCGCCGGUUGUGCUUCUCUGCUCCCACGGAGCACCCUGCUCUUUUCUUUUCCACAUUUUCAAAAGAAACAACCGCCCCUCACCGAGAAGACGCCUCGCUCACAGCCAUGUUCUACACGUACGCAGAGAAGCAGGGCAACGUCUUCUUUGACGGGUGGCAGAUGCGCCAGCUCGCCUUCGACACCAUGCGCCGCCACCUCUACUACUCCGACAGCGUCACGCCGGAGAAAAUUGCCUACCCCAACGCCAACGACAACCCCUUCCCACCGGCGACCUCCGAGGACUCCUACACGGACGGCGAGGAUUCCUAUGCGAGUCUGUCCACCGCCGGCGAGAACCCGGCCGUUCCGCACAUCAACGUGCGUCCCCCGCUCUCCCCGGUGAGUCAGCAGCAACGCUUCAACGAGGCCCCGCCGCCGCCCAACAACCCCGAGGACGUGCUGUGGAGGAAGAAGAUCAAGGUAGACAUGAUUGUGCUGGUGGGCAAGGAGCACGCCUUCAUCCUCGAGGACACGCAUUUGAAGGAGACGGAUCUGUUCCAGGUAGAGAUUCAUGGAGAGGUGCGGCCGCUGGCGCAAGGGGAGACGCCCGCGCCCGGUCCGCUGCUGACGCCGUCGUCUGGGCUGUCCGGAUUGCCGGAGCGCUUCACCGUCGAGAACGACGAGUUUAUUCGCGAUCCGUUCUUUCUGCGGGAGCUGUACGAGGCGCUGCGCGAUCAGUUUGCGGACCUGCGCAUGGAGCGGGAGCGGGCGGAGCUGGCUAGUGGGCAGCCCGUCCUGCCACCGAGCGCACGCCGCAUACAAACGCUCGAGUCACCGCACGCGAAGAACGGCACGGCCUACCGUGGCAGCCGCAUCAAGGUGGUGUUCCGCAUGCGCACCGACUACGAAUUCCGCCGCUUCUGGUACGUCGUGCAGACCGUCCUGGGCUACGACAAGCUGAGUGCGCGGCCCUAUCGUGGACUGCCCCCGUACGACCCCCGCAACGGGCUCAUCUUCUCCAUGAUUCCGAUGUGCGUGUGGCACACCUUCAAGGCACUCGACAAAGCCGUCUUUUACGCCUUCCUGCGUGGGGAUUUGGUGGGCCGCAACGCGUCGGGUGGCCUCUGCGUGGCGCUGCGCGGCGCCUACCUCUGCAUCACCCACGACACCGUCCUCUUGGUGCGCGACACCGGCACCAUCCCGCGCUGGAUCAAGCUGCAACAGGUCCGUGAGUUUCACUACAACGCCGCGAGCAGUCGCCCCUUCGUGGCCUUCCUCUCCGAUCCCGGUGCGCCGGACAUCAUCUUCCUGCCGCAGCCGCCCAUCUACGGCCCGGACGCGAUCCGCCGCUUUAGCCCCUCGGUGGAGGUGCUGCGCCUCUACCACAUCAUUCACGAGACUUGCUUCGCCUCGCUGGAGAUCCGCCGUGUGAUCGACAUGGCGGAGAUUCCCGAAAUGUCGGUGCGGGGGUUUGUCGCACGCUACGAGCGGGAGACCGGCCGCCACCUCGACUUCGACCCCGCCGUCGGCUACUCGAGUUCUCUGAGCUGCCCGCUGCCGAAGGAGCAGCUGGCGCAGGUCUGGCGGGAGGUGCAGAGCAUCUACGCCUCACGCGACCCGUCUGUGGUGAGUCGGGCGGCCAUCCCGCUGUACCGGAACAACACGAAUGACACGGACCUCUCGCGGGAGCAGCUCGAGACCCUCUCGCGCCGUCUCGCACGGGAGCGCGCCAGCAGGGAUGACAUCGUGGGUCUGUCCCUGGAGGAGGCCCACCGUAUUGAGGCGACAGCGACGGCGUCGCCGUCGUCGCAGCAGCCGCGCCGCCGCGGCAACACACACUCGGCGCACUCCUCCCAUCGCAACCACAGCGACUCGCAAUCGGACGUUUUGUCUCCCCAGAUGCGGCGCACGAGCAGUGAGCUGGUGGCACCGCCCUCCUCCCUCCUUCCUCGAAGUAACACGACCUCCGUGGCGGAGUUGGAGAGGGACGCUCAUCUACACCGCGAUCUCAGCCUCCCCCACACGAGCAGCGAGGGCUGGAAUGACGGCUCCACGUCCGCGGCCUCUCCUGGGUCACCGCUAGAGAUGGCCUCCCCCUCUUCCCAGUCCGAGAGAGCAAGUCGCAGCCGUGCGAACCGAAACAACAUUAGCAGCAGCGACGUGUACGCGUCGCCGUCGUCGCCGAGCCGUGGGGCGGACACCAUCCCUGGGAGUCCAGCCGCCGCAACGGCAGGAACGGCAGUGGCAGGAGCAGCGACCACCUCCUCCACCACAAUCUUUCCCCAAACCUAUACCACCAGGACGCAGAUCCCUGCCAACCGGCUCGAGACACCGCAGCUUGGCACCGACAACCCCGUCCCAACCGUCAACUUCGGCAAUACCCCAGCGAUGGGUAGCUCGCCUGGGCUGGGCAACGCCAGCUUCGCGAGUAGCUGCUACGGUGCGUGCAGCGUGCAGUACCAGGUGCCGGGUGCGCGUUACCUGACCGCGGAGGAGCUGAAGAAGGCGGGGACUGACGUGGCGGUGGACCACCAUGCCGUGUUGAUGAGCCAGACCCCGCUGGGACCCGAAGGGGCGGCGCAAGCCUUCUUGACCAACUCGGAGGUGAACGUGGAGGAGAUUAUGAGUAAGAGUCUCACGGCCAUGCAGGCGGCGGGGUGCCCAGCAGGUCGUCGCGAGCCGCUCAGCAGUUCCAAAGGCUCGAAGGGCGGCUCCUCGCUGUCGAAGCCCGCGUCGUCGCUGCCGGGCAAGCGCCAAACGGACGCUGCCAAGCCGACACAGAAGAAGAAGAACGACACCUCCGUGGAGACGUAA